Striga hermonthica is the source of this 1134-nucleotide messenger RNA. NCBI's taxonomy places the organism in Eukaryota, Viridiplantae, Streptophyta, Magnoliopsida, Lamiales, Orobanchaceae. The record is from the annotation of a GenBank genome assembly.
AUGGUUAAGCCCUGUUGGAGGCCUUCUGUGGAGGGUGAUGGAAGUUGGAGGCGAGGAGGGGGAGACCCGAAUGGUCGAGUUGACAGGCUUUGGUGGUAUAAGGAUCUAGGGCAUCACACAAAUGGUGAAUUUUCAAUGGCUGUUGUUCAAGCCAAUGGGUUGAUGGAGGAUCAGAGCCAGCUCGAAUCGGGCCCGUUGAGUUCUCUCGAGUCGGGACCUUGUGGCACUUUUGUCGGGGUUUAUGAUGGCCAUGGUGGACCCGAAACUUCUCGAUUUGUGAACGAAAAAUUGUUUCCAAAUCUCAAGAAUUUUGCUUCCGAGCACCGAGAGAUAUCUCCAAACGUCAUAAAGAAAUCUUUCUUAGCAACCGAAGAGGAGUUUCUCUCUCUAGUCAGGCAGCAAUGGUCCGUAAAGCCACAAAUUGCUUCAGUCGGAACAUGCUGUCUCGUAGGUGUAAUAUGUGACGGGUUACUAUAUAUAGCCAAUGCCGGGGACUCUCGAGUGGUAUUAGGCAGGACAGAUAAAGCCACUAGAGGAGUGAGUGCUAUUCAGUUAUCAGUCGAGCACAAUGCAAAUAUCGAGUCGGUUAGGGAUGAAUUACGGAGUUUGCAUCCCAAUGAUUCACAAAUUGUGGUCUUAAAGCACAAAGUUUGGCGCGUAAAGGGUAUUAUACAGGUGUCGAGAUCUAUUGGGGACGCCUAUCUAAAGAAAUCAGAGUUCAACCGAGAACCAUUACUGGCCAAGUUCAGGCUAAACGAGCCCUUUAACAAGCCCAUUCUAAGCCCGGAGCCAUCGAUGCUCGUGCACAAGCUCAACCCGAACGAUCAGUUCCUCAUAUUUGCCUCAGAUGGUUUGUGGGAGCAUCUCAGCAAUCAAGAGGCUGUUGAUAUCGUCAAUAGCUAUCCUCGUAACGGGAUUGCUAGGAGGCUUGUUAAAGCCGCUCUUCGAGUGGCGGCUAAGAAGAGGGAAAUGCGAUAUUCGGACCUCAAGAAAAUCGACCGAGGCGUAAGGAGGCAUUUUCAUGAUGAUAUCACUGUUGUGAUUGUCUUCAUAGAUCAACCUUCUUCCUUGAGGAGAAGCUCUUCACAUGGUUCUAUUGUAUCCAUUAAGCCUCCUAAUGUGCUGCCCCUGUAA